UUCGAUUCUCGAUUGUGUUUUUGAACUCGGAUGUUGUCAAUCAAGAUUUUGUAAACACGUGUUUUAUUUAUCCACGAGUGAAGAAAUAAUUUAUACAAAAUGGUUCAUCUGGAUUCAAACGUCUCAGAUCCCUUCGAAAUAGUUGUAGGAACGUAUGAGCAUUAUCUGGUUGGUUAUAAAGUGAACAAUGAUGUCAAUACGUAUAAAAUAGAAAGAACUUUUGCAACGCACAGCCAUUUAGCCAGUGUGCGUAGCCUCGAUACUAAGAAACAUUAUUUAGCUUCUGGAGGUGCAGAUGAUUCAAUUUGUUUAUACGAUAUGAACCAAAGAAUAGAGUGUGGUAAACUUGUACACCAUAAUGACACAGUAAAUUGUGUCACAUUCACUCCAGAAGCGUCUCACAUAAUUACAUGUAGCAAUGAUGGUAGCAUAGCUGUGAUUCGAUGUGGUAACUGGCAAAUUGAAAAACACUGGAAAACGGCACAUAAAGGGUUAGCUGUGAACGCUAUAGCUGUUCACCCUACAGGAAAGUUUGCUUUAUCUACUGGGGCAGAUGGCAUUCUCAGAACUUGGAAUCUAGUGAAAGGGAGACGAGCAUAUGCAAUUAACUUAACGCCAAGAAUGAAACUAGACGCACGCAAUGUGACAGUUUUAAAAUUUUGUCCGAAUGGUGAAAAGUAUUUGUUAGCUGUUAAUCAACGAAUUGAUAUAUAUUCCGUGGAAUCGGCAGGAAUUGAUAAUGAGAUCAUGUUGGAUGCAAAGAUUGUUUGCGUAGAAUUCCUGAAGGAUGAUUUAAUAGCUGUAGGAUUAGAAAAUGGUCAAAUCAAAUUUUACGAUCUUAAAAAGUCGAAACAGACUGUAGAAGUGGUAGCUCACGAUAUUAGAGUAAAGUGUAUAAGUUUUGUUGGUGAUUUAUUGGUCACUGCUUCUAGUUCCGGCGAGAUUAAACUUUGGAGAUACAGUAAAAAUAGCUUAGACAUGUUGCAGAGUGUGAACUGUGGUGCCAGAAUUACGUGUUUAACUUUGGCGCUCAAUUGCAAUAACUUUGAUCAUGAUAAAGAAGUCAAAUUGGAAGAAGAGAAAGAAGAAGUUCAGAGAAAGACGUUCAGACUGCGUCAAGAAGUCGUUAUUGAGCAGGAAGGUGAUUGGGAGAUAACAUCAAUUAAUGAAACAGAAUCGAUUAACAAGAAGAAGAAGAAGAAGAGAAAAGUGGAUGUCCAGGAUAUUGAUAAAAAAAGAAAGAAAUUGUUAAAGCAGAAGAGGAAAAAUGAAAACGCGGAUGAGGCAGAUAACCAGAAAGACGCUGAUGUGCCAAAGAAGAAAAAGAGAAUAACGAACAAACACGUUGAGGAAGAGAAAAGGAAAAAGAAAAAAAAGAGGCAACAAGGUAUUAAAAGUAUCGAAAAAAUGAGUAGCAGUCCGUCCGCGAAAAGAGUAAAGAAAACAAGAACGAAUCGUACGGAUUUCCGAUAAUUGUUCUGUGAUCAAUAAUUUAAGCGAACACCAUUGUUUUGUAUUGUUCACCACAAAACGCACUUGUCGACUGGGUUCAUCGGACUUCCGAUCGGACAGUUCCACGCAUUUGCGAAAUCCGCGUUGUUCGACAGAGUACCGAUAACUCUGAAAUGAUUCGGCGCGUGUACUCCUCCUAUCAGUUUCAAUUUUAAUGCGCCGUUAGUGUAAUUGCCGCACCAUACCUGUAAGUUAGAGAUACACGUGUGUAUAUGUGUAUAUAUGUGUAUAUACAUUGGUUUCGUCCAGUUUGAUUUAUGUUAAUAUAAGAUAUUCCGAACAUAUUUUUCAGAAGAUGUUAAAAAAUAAAAUAUGAAGAGAAAAAAAUUAAA
Messenger RNA from Megalopta genalis, 1844 nucleotides. Its product is annotated as p21-activated protein kinase-interacting protein 1-like. The record is from RefSeq and is a predicted model, not a curated record. Gene Ontology annotation, molecular function: protein binding. Lineage: Eukaryota; Metazoa; Arthropoda; Insecta; Hymenoptera; Halictidae.